AUGAGUCUGGAACAACAGCAGCUGUUGUAGUAAUACUAAUGUCACCAGUCUCGCGCAAUUAAUAGCGAAUAGUCUUAAUGCAAACAUUUAUUUCACGCAGUAACAAAGUAACAUUUUUGCCUUGAGAUUGCAGUGUCGUGCACCCGGUGCAUCAUCGUUAGAUGGACCUUUUUGCCCUAAGCAACACUAACCCACUAGUGGAACCGUGUUUUGCUCAAUCUUAUUAGACCGCCUGCUGCUCCCAACUACGGAACGCAGGCAACAGCAUACAGCCAUGGCCGAAAACGGAGGCUUAGAAAAUGAUCGUAUUAAGAGCUUUAAAAACAAAGGCCGCGAUGUCGAGGCAAUGAGAAGACAUCGGAAUGAAGUUUCUGUAGAACUAAGAAAGAAUAAGAGAGAUGAGCACCUGCUGAAAAAAAGAAAUGUUCCACAUGGGGAGAGUCUAGAUGACUCUGAUGUAGACAACGACCUUAAAGGGCAAAAUAUAACCCUGGACACCAUCUUACAGAAUGCCUCCAGUAACAACAGUGUGUUACAGCUCAGUGCAGUUCAAGCUGCCAGGAAGUUGCUUUCGAGUGACAGAAACCCCCCUAUUGAUGAUUUGGUUCAGUCUGGAAUUCUGCCCAUUCUGGUCAAAUGCCUGGACAGAGAUGAUCAGCCUUCUCUCCAAUUUGAAGCUGCCUGGGCUCUUACUAAUAUUGCCUCUGGAACAUCAGUUCAGACACAGGCAGUGGUCCAGUCCAACGCAGUGCCGUUGUUUCUGAGGCUGCUCCACUCCCCACACCAGAAUGUGUGUGAGCAGGCUGUGUGGGCACUUGGCAACAUCAUUGGGGACGGUCCCCAGUGCAGGGAUUAUGUAAUAUCUCUGGGAGUGGUGAAGCCAUUGCUGUCCUUCAUCUGCCCCACUGUACCUCUGUCCUUCCUUCGGAAUGUUACCUGGGUCAUUGUCAACCUGUGCCGCAACAAAGAUCCACCACCGCUGGAGACGGUGCAAGAGAUUCUUCCAGCAUUAUGUGUCCUUAUAUAUCACACUGAUAUUAAUAUUCUGGUUGACACAGUGUGGGCCGUGUCCUAUCUAACUGACGGGGGUAAUGAGCAGAUUCAGAUGGUAAUCGAGUCAGGAGUCGUGCCCUUCCUGGUUCCCUUGCUUAGCCAUCAGGAGGUUAAAGUUCAGACAGCCGCUUUGAGGGCAGUGGGCAACAUUGUCACAGGAACGGAUGAGCAGACACAGGUCGUGCUCAACUGUGAUGUUCUCUCCCACUUCCCCAUACUGCUGACACACCCCAAGGAGAAGAUUAACAAGGAGGCGGUUUGGUUCCUGUCCAAUAUCACUGCAGGAAACCAGCAACAGGUUCAGUCUGUGAUUGAUGCUGGGCUCAUUCCUAUGAUCAUACACCAGUUAGCAAAGGGAGACUUUGGGACUCAGAAAGAAGCAGCAUGGGCAAUCAGCAACCUCACCAUCAGUGGCAAGAAGGAACAGGUGGAGUACCUGGUGCAGCAGGGCGUGGUGCCUCCUCUAUGUGGCUUACUGGGGGUGCGGGACUCACAGGUGGUGCAGGUGGUGCUAGAUGGACUGAAGAACAUACUGCUGGUGGCUGGGGUGCAGGCCAGUGCCGUAGCUGACACCAUUGAAGAGUGUGGAGGUCUGGAAAAGAUUGAGAACUUGCAGCAGCAUGAGAAUGAAGAUAUCUACAAACUGGCUUUUGAACUUAUCGAUCUGUACUUCUCAGGAGACGACAUUGAUGAAGAUCCCAGCCUGAUUCCUGAGAUGACACAAGGAGAGACCUUUUCCUUUGAGCCUGCAAGCAACAUGCAGACUAAGGAAUUCAAAUUCUAGUCCACGCAUAUAGUGGGUAAUGUAUAUGGGCGUAAUCUUGCUUCAAACUGUGUCCACCUUUGGAGCAUCUGCUGAGAUUUCUUUUUUACACACUUGCACAACAGUUCGGUGUCUUUGAACUUAUGGCCAUGGGGCACUGUAAGCCUGCUGCAUUGAACUCUGGGGUGUGUUAAUGCACUUAUUUUUACUAUUAUUAUUGAUUUUUAUUUUUAAUUUCUUGAAGGCAUCAUAAUGCGUUUUAUGUAUAAAAAGAAAACUAUAAAAUGUGAAUAGAACUGGUUUCUCAGAGUUACAAACAAACAAACAGUUCCAGGUUGGUGGACUGUUGAAUAGUCAGGAAAAAGCUAUUUAAAAACAAAAAAUAAUGAAAAAAAAAAUCAGGUUCUACUAAAAUGAGUGGAAGAACUGCUGUGUAUAUUUUUGUUUCCAGUGGACUGAGUACCUAAAAUGUCACUUUUUUAGGAAGCAGGAAAUAGGGCUGCUUACAAACCUGACAUUAGUAAAUUAUUUUUGGUUUAUUUUCCUUCAUGAGUUUCCCCUUUUUGUCUGUUUGUUUACUUUUUAUUUUCACUUUUUUUGUAGGCAGUGUGAUAUUUUUGUGUUUUGAAUGUACAGUAUUGCUUUGGGGCUCCCACAGACACUCGUGUGUGUGUGUGUGUGUGUGUGUGUGUGUGUGUGUGUGUGUGUGUGUG
This is a messenger RNA of Electrophorus electricus (electric eel), 2529 nucleotides long. Its product is annotated as importin subunit alpha-4-like. The record is from RefSeq and is a predicted model, not a curated record. Gene Ontology annotation, molecular function: nuclear import signal receptor activity; protein binding. NCBI's taxonomy places the organism in Eukaryota, Metazoa, Chordata, Actinopteri, Gymnotiformes, Gymnotidae. Gene Ontology annotation, cellular component: cytoplasm. Gene Ontology annotation, biological process: protein import into nucleus.